AAAUAAUGUCACACAUCACAAGCUCUACCCGCCCACGCACAGAUGCAUGUACGCAACACAUUCACGGCACGUGUGCCGACCUCCCCAUCUAACUCGGUUAUCUCGGCCAUUGUGACACUGACGCCCGUCUCCCCUCCCUCUUGGGGGACCCCACACCCGUCGACCCCCUCUUCUGAUCACGCGCCUUCUUCCCCCCUCCCUCCCUGUCCUUCUCCUUCUUUCGACUCUCUGCGGCUGUCAUUGGGCUCGACCCGCUUGCGCCAUCGUCGUCGCUCGUCUGUGCGACCGAUGGCGGUGGGCCGCCCUUGCCGACGACCUCCCAGCUGCUCUCCAGCAGCUCCAGGGCUCGGUGGCCGGCCCAGCCCUCAGGGGCCGUGUUGUUGGUGCGGCUCAUGAACUCAAGCAGGGCGCGGGAGGGGCCGUCGUUCUCCCAUAACUCCAUGCACCUGCAGCAUCGAUGGAUGGAUGGAUGAAGUGCAGUGCGGUGCAAAGGUUUGCGCACUUAGUGAAUCCCUUGACGGCAUCUUUCCAGUUGCCUUCGAUGUACUGACACAAUGCCGCUCUGAAAGGAUGCGAUUCAAAGCACGGUACGGUGUCGUUAUUCGGUUGGUCCGUCAGCAUGUGUCCGUCCGUCCGUCCGUACCUGUGUUCAUAGAAGAGCUGUUCAGGUAUCCUUUCCUGCAGUGUCGUGAGGUCCUUGUCGAACACAAACAUGUACUCCACACCAGGACCAGACAAGUGGUCCUCUGGCAGCUCGGCCAACUCCUGCGUGACAUACACAGACAGACAGACAGACAAAGACACAGGCAAGCCAACCCAUGCCUCCCUCCGUCUGUGUGCGGCAAGGAGACAUGCUCGCUCCCAUGUAUACCGACACACAUCACAUCACAUACCUCUGGUUUAUGUAUCUCUCCAAGGCAGCUGGAUGUGUCCUUGCGCGGCACGACGUCGUCAGUGACGUCAUACGCGAAGAUGCCCGUGGGCUCGUGGAAGGCGAACCGGACAGUCACCACAUCGAGCUUGCGGGUGCGCUCCUUCGCCUGCACACACAUACAAUACAUAUGCACAGGCAGACGGAGAGACACUCGUGCGAUCAUGGCUGGCUGUCGGGUGUGCGGCGGAUCUUCCUACCUUGAGCGACAGCAUGUUGUAGAACUGCUCCGACAUGAUGAGUGGAGUCUGGUAGACUUUGGUCGCUUCCUGACGCACAAUAUACACAGACCACAUACAUAGAUCUCCAUCCAUCGACCUCUCAUCACAUCCAUUACGUAUACACACGUACCUGCAGUUUCUCCGUGAGGCUGACGUGUGGCGAGAGGUAUGAUGCGUCGAUCUUGAAGUCUGACCCAAUGGCGCCCUCGAUGGCCCAGCCCACAUGCAGACCGUACCCGAUACGCAGCCGGUGGCCCUUGCCAAACCGCUCCACCAUCCGGGCGUCGGUCUCGAAGGCCAACACCUCAGACGAACGCCUACACUCGUAUGCACACCAGGAUUGAGGGACGCAGACAGGCACGUGUGGUGUCUCACUUUGAUUCGUCUACCUGAUUUCGACAAUAGCCUUAAGGAAGGCUACGAGUGCCUUGUUGGCCGACUCUGCCGCCUUCAUUGCCAGGCUACCAUCCUGCCAGUCACAAGGAGCAGUGCGUGUCACAGAGAGCAGGUAUUGUCCCUCCCUCUCUCCCUAUGUCUACCCACCCGGGCCUGUGUGUCGUUUGUGUUGCCAAUCUUCCAUGUGAAGAGGAAGGCGUCUCCGACAUUCUUGUUGGCCGCGCCGCUCCACCUGUGUGUGCAGUGGUGCGUGAUGCGGCCCACCAAAUUCACAAACACCAUCACAUCCUCCUGCACAGAAAGCAACGGACUAAUCAGGCCGUGCAUGUAUGUGUCUCCUGCUCACUGCCUCACCUCUAGAGCCUCGGUUGCGUCGGUGAAUCGUCGAAUAUCGCAGAAUCCGAAGAUGGCCUGAAUGCGUCUCCCCGGUAUCAUGAUGUUGAGUUCGCCGUCUCCGCUGCUCAUGUUGUUGCCGAUGACCUCCGCGCCGGCCUCGCCAAAGCCCACCUGCAGGAGGCCGCCGAUCUUGAUGAUGGUCUGCUCAAGCAUGGACGUCUCCAGCUGGGGACCCUUCUUCUUCUUUCGCUUCUUCUUGGAAGAAUCGUCGUCGUACUCGUCGAUACUCACCACCUGAUGGAGGAUUGUACAAUCAGUGGAUGGACACACACACAGAGAGAGCACGGGAAGGGAAUGACAGACAUGGCUGUUUGUGUGUGUCGCUUGUUUCACCUCUGGCUUCUUGAGGGGGUCGUCCGCGAGCUGUUUGAUAAUGUUGACCAUAUUCUCUAUCGGCGCGAUCACCAACGCCUAUACAUGUACACCCACCCGCGUGAUAAGAUGGGGAGUCCGGUCUUGCGCGCGUACUUGUGUGUCUUUUGAGAAAAGCAUCGCCAGUGUGCCCAGGAGGAAGCAAAUGAACACCUUUUUCGUUGCGCAAGAGACAAGAAUUCAUGCGUACGUGCGUGUCGCCACAUCCGUCUGUCAGUCUCGGACAAGUGAGUCACUCACCGUCUGCGCCAUGUUCCACAGAGCCUCGUUGGUGCUCUUAAUGCGAGUCUGAAGACACAAAGAGAUGUCGGUUACGUUGCUUGCCUCUCUUUCUUUCUUCGUGUCUCUGUGAGGGGGUGUGUACAUUGAAUCUGGCGUAUGCAGUCAGCGCCUUGCAGUUGUGCGCCUUCUCACAAAAAAAGGGCGAGUACGACACCGUUUCCAACUCAGCAUCGCGGCAUGGACAGUCGUUGGGGUCAACACCUGCCCAGAUGGAAUUGGGGCAGAGACAGGUCCCCAUUCUUUGUCUCUGCUCGCUUUCUCUACAUGCAGAGAAUCCCCAUACCUCGACACUCCCAUUCAUCGUGCCGUUUCGAGCCUCGCCGGCACUCUGCAUCCAGACAGCCAGCCAUCCGCGGCACGGUAAGAUGUGCAAGCGAACCAAUCCCGAGUUCAUCUUUGUAUGCUCACUUCUUUCUUCAUCAGUCGGGUCCCACGUCCUGGUCUCAGAGUCCCCAUCUCUUUCGUACACAGUCGCCACCACGCGAUCGAUGUCUGUCAUGCGGCCUCCCUGCCGGUAGUCGGGCACCCGCAGCCACAACAGACCAGCCAGCAGGUCGCCGUCCGUCGACUUGGCCGUCACUUGAGUGUAGUGGUAUAGGAGCCGCUCCCACCCGUCGGUCGUCAGCCAGCCUUGAGCGUCAGCGUCGAUGCACAAACGGUCCAGGGCAGCGAGUCCCUUCGACGAAACAUCGGAUUGGUAGUUAUACCCGGCACUUAUCUCCGCCGACGUGCCGAGGGAGUCGUCUACGGCCUGGAAAAGAGAACAGAGAAGCACCACUCAUCAUGCACAUUCCGUGCCACCCAUCUGCUCUGGGACCGACCUCGGCAGUACAAUUGGAUCGUCCGAACCAGAACAGUUCCCUCAGUCCAUAGAAUUUGGCGUUGUCCUCCUCGCUCACUUGCAGCACGGGCAAGAUGAAGAGCAUGAGCAGCACCCCCACAAUCACCUUGCGCGUCGUCAUCUCGGAGAGGAACUUGCCCAGCCUGCUGGCCUCCACCCGCUUAAGCGCAGCCUGCUUGGCGUUGAGGGCCGCCCGCGCCUGUUCCUUUAGCUUCUCCUCCUGGUCCUCGUCGCUCGCCUUGGUGCAGUACUUGUACAGCUUGACAAUGCGAAUCAGCCGGAUCAGUCGCACGAGACGGACAAUGCGCCCCGCCCUCGCCCCUGCUCGCGAUGCCUUACCCGCCCUGGCGGCCUCGCCGGCCCCGCCGUCGGUGGAUAUGCCCAGAACCUCCUUUAUGGGGUCGACAACCCAUGGAAUGUCGGGGACGAGGGAGAGGGUGGCAAUGAUAUCGAGCCAGAAGAAGAAGCUCCACUUGUAGUUCUCCUUUGUAAUGGAGUUGAUGAUGAGCUCAAAUGCAAAAAGCAGCAGCGAGAUGAGGAACAAGGCGUAGAAGUAGGGGUCCGAGGGCUUGUAGAAGCCCGCCAGCCGCACGUCGUCACCGAAGAGGGCGAAUAUGGUCACGAAUGUCAUCAAGAUGGUCAUGAACCGCCCGUCGAUGAAUGCCUCAAGGCUGGCGGCGAUCUCAUCGGUGCCCUCCUUGUUGGUCGUCUCCUGCUCGUCAACACCGCCCUGCGCAGCCAUGAUGGAACCCUGUCACUUCAAGGCCCUAGACAGAGCCUGACGCGCUCUGGAGACAACCGAACCAAGUGGAGACGACCUGGGACAAGCGGAGAGGCAGCGUAGUG
This is a messenger RNA of Vitrella brassicaformis, 4285 nucleotides long. The record is from the annotation of a GenBank genome assembly. Lineage: Eukaryota; Vitrellaceae.